GUCUGCGAUUGGGCGCCGCGGGGCUGGGGCGGUGCGCCGGGGGCCUCCGCCUGGAGCCCGGGGCCAGGCGCGUCCUGCUCGGCCCGGCCGGGUGGCACGGCCCCGGGGCGGCUCCCGCGGCGGGUCCCCGAGGGGACUGGGCGGGGCCGGGGGCGAGUGUCCGGCCCCGCCCCGGCCCCGCCCCGCUCCGGAGCCGCCCGGGACGCAGGGAGGAGGGCGGCUGGGCCGGAGCUGCCCGCGGCGCCGCGCUCCUGCACGCUCCGGACCCGCCUCUGCAGGUGCCAUGACUCAACCGCCCCAGGAGGGCUUCGACAGGAGCGUGGAGGAAGCCCGGCAGUGGAUGAAGGCUGUGCAGGAGCGGCUGCAGGUCAACGACAACACCCAGGGGCCCCGGGCGGCCCUGGAGGCCAGGCUGCGGGAGACCGAGAAAAUAUGCCAGCUGGAGCCGGAGGGGCGCGUGAAGGUGGACGUCGUGCUGCGGGCGGCGGAGGGCCUCCUGGCGUGUUGCCAGGACGGCCAGAAGCCCGAGAUCCUGGCCCAGCUGAAGGACAUCAAAGCCCAGUGGGAGGAGACGGUCACCUACAUGACCCACUGUCACAGCCGCAUCGAGUGGGUGUGGCUGCACUGGAGCGAGUACCUGCUGGCUCGAGAUGAGUUCUACCGCUGGUUCCAGAAGAUGAUGGUGGUCCUGGAGCUGCCCGUGGAGCUACAGCUGGGCCUGAAGGAGAAGCAGUGGCAGCUGAGCCACGCCCGGGUCCUGCUGCACAACGUGGGCAACCAGGCCGUGCUCCUCGACCGGCUGCUGGAGGAGGCGGCCUCCCUGUUCAACAGGAUCGGGGACCCCAGUGUGGACGAAGAUGCCCAGAAGAGGAUGAAGGCCGAGUACGCCGCCGUGAAGGCCAAAGCCCAGGACAGAGUGGGCCUGCUGGAGCAGGUGACCCGGGAGCACGAACAUUUCCAGGCAGGCGUGGACGAGUUCCAGCUGUGGCUGAAGGCGGUGGUGGAGAAGGUGAGCAGCUGCCUGGGGCGGAACUGCAAACUGACCACCGAGGGCCGUCUCUGCGCGCUGCAGGACAUCGCCGGCGAUUUUCCCCGGGGUAAGGAGUCAUUGAGGAGGCUGGAGGAGCAGGCUGUGGGCGUCAUCCAGAACACCUCUCCUCUGGGCGCGGAGAAGAUCACCGAGGAGCUGGAGGAGAUGCAGAAAGUUCUGGACAAGCUGCGAGCCCUCUGGGAGGAGGAGGAGGAGCGGCUGCAGGGCCUGCUCAAGUCCAUGGGAGCCUGUGAGCAGCAGAGGCGGCAGCUAGAGGCCGAGCUGGGAGAGUUCAGGAAGGACCUUCAGAGGCUGGCCGAGGAGGGUCUGGAGCCCGCGGCGAAGGCGGGGACCGAGGACGAGCUGGUGGCCCGCUGGAGACUCUACUCGGCGACGCGGGCGGCCCUGGCCGCGGAGGAGCCCCGGGCGACGCGGCUGCAGGCCCAGCUGAAGGAGCUCGUCGUCUACCCCCAUGACCUGCAGCCGCUCUCUGACAGCGUGGUCGCUGCUCUCCAGGAGUACCAGAGCAUGAAGGGGAAGAGCGCCAGGCUGCGCAAUGCCACGGGGGCGGAGCUGUGGCAGCGUUUCCAGAGGCCUCUACAGGACCUGCAGCUGUGGACGGCCCUGGCCCAGAGCCUCCUGGACAUCACCGCCAGCCUGCCGGACCUGCCCUCCAUUCACACCUUCCUGCCCCAGGUCGAGGCGGCCCUGGCAGAAAGCUCGCGCUUGAAGGAGCAGCUGAUGAUGCUACAGCUGAAGAAAGACCUGCUGAGGAGCGUCUUCGGCCAGGACAAAGCCACGGCCCUCCUGGAGCAGGUGGCGAGCUCCGUGCGGGACAGAGACUUGCUGCACAACGGCCUCCUGCAGAGGAAAAGCAAGCUGCAGAGCCUGCUGGCUCAGCACCAAGAUUUUGGGGCUGCUUUCGAGCCCCUACAGAAGAAGCUGUCGGACCUCCAAGGCAGGGUCCGAGCUGAGAACGGGCUUCAGCAGGACCUUCCUAGGAAACAGACCCAGCUCUCCAGGUUGCAGGGGCUGCGGGAAGAGGGGCUGGACCUUGGGGCACAGAUGGAGGCCGUGAGGCCUCUCGUCCAGGGGAACCCCACCCACCAGCACAAAAUGGAGCAGCUUUCUGCCGACUACCAGGCCCUGCAGAGGUCUCUGGAGGACCUCAUGGACAGGUGUCAGCAGAGCGUGCGGGAACAUUGCACCUUCAGCCACCAGCUGCUGGAGCUGAGACAGUGGAUCGCCGUGGUCACCCAGAAGCUGGAGUCACACCAGGAGGAGGCAGGCCCGUGGGACGCCCAGUCCCGGGAGGUCGAAGUCGAGAGGCUGCUGGCUGAAUUCCCGGAGAAGGAGGCCCAGCUGCCCCUGGUCGAAGCCUAUGGCCGGCUGGUGAUGAAGAAGUCUUCUCUGGAAGGGGCUGCUCUGGUCCAGGAGGAGCUGGAGGAAUUGGUGCAGUCGUGGCAGGCUCUGAAGCUGCUGGAGGAAAGCCUGCUGAGCCUCAUCAGAAACCAGCAGCUGCAGAGGACGGAAGUGGACUCGGGGAAGAAAACGAUUUUCACCAACAACAUCCCGAAGACUGGGUUUCUCAUCGAUCCCGCGGAGCCUCUUUCCGGGCGUCACCGCCGGGCAAAUCUGCUCCGAGAAGAAGGCAGCCGGGAAGGUUACUCCCAGCUCCUGAGGGACUUUGAGCAGUGGUUGGAGGUGGAAAACGCCAAGCUGGUUAGCAUCAUCGCGAUGAGAAUGGCCGCAGCCAGGGAUCUGAGGGCCAGGGAAGCGAAGCUACAGGAGCUGCAGGCUCGGGUUCCAGAAGGUCAGCGUCUCUUCGAGAACCUCCUUCAUGUCGGGCCAGCGAGGGGGUCCUCGGACGAGCUCGAGGACCUGCGUUACCGGUGGAUGCUGUACAAGUCCAAGCUCAAGGACUCCAGCCACCUGCUGACACAGAGUUCUCCAGGGGAGCCGACUGGAUUCCAAAAGGCUCCACGGUGGCGAGGACUCGGGCCCCUCUUCCGGAAGGUGUGCUGUGUGGCUCUCCCCCUGCAGCUGCUGUUCCUGCUGUUCCUGCUGCUGCUGUUCCUGCUUCCGGUCGGGGAAGAGAACCGCAGCUGCACGCUGGCCAACAACUUCGCCCGCUCCUUCAAGUUCAUGCUGCGCUACGAUGGCCCCCCGCCCACCUAACCCGCCGGGCCACGCAGGUGACUCUCUCCUCCAGCCCUCCAUCCGCCCCAGGGCUCCUUCCAAGGGGGCCCAGGAAACUGGAAACAGAGGCAGGCUGCGACCGGCACAGCUGCCUCGGUGUAAAUACUGCAUUGAUGCCCCCCAAACAAAACCACUUUUUAUAUGGUGUCGUCUUAGCCUAUUUAUCCUAAAGGUGCCCUAUGUGCGACUAGGGAGUGAUGCAUAGAAUGUUUAUAUCCUC
Molecule: messenger RNA, 3449 nt
Organism: Prionailurus viverrinus (fishing cat)
Lineage: Eukaryota; Metazoa; Chordata; Mammalia; Carnivora; Felidae
Gene: SYNE3
Product: spectrin repeat containing nuclear envelope family member 3
Exons: 18
Coding region: 284-3208 (974 amino acids)
Biological process (GO): nuclear migration
Cellular component (GO): cytoplasm; nuclear outer membrane; meiotic nuclear membrane microtubule tethering complex
Molecular function (GO): actin filament binding
Source: RefSeq, a predicted model, not a curated record